Molecule: messenger RNA, 1335 nt
Organism: Cynocephalus volans (Philippine flying lemur)
Lineage: Eukaryota; Metazoa; Chordata; Mammalia; Dermoptera; Cynocephalidae
Gene: GATA4
Product: GATA binding protein 4
Exons: 6
Coding region: 1-1335 (444 amino acids)
Biological process (GO): negative regulation of transcription by RNA polymerase II; cell fate commitment; positive regulation of transcription by RNA polymerase II
Cellular component (GO): nucleus
Molecular function (GO): DNA-binding transcription factor activity, RNA polymerase II-specific; zinc ion binding; RNA polymerase II cis-regulatory region sequence-specific DNA binding
Source: RefSeq, a predicted model, not a curated record
AUGUACCAGAGCCUGGCGAUGGCCGCCAACCACGGCGCCCCGCCCGGGGCCUACGAGGCGGGCGGUCCGGGCGCCUUCAUGCACGGCGCGGGCGCCGCGUCCCCUCCGGUCUAUGUGCCCACGCCGCGGGUGCCGCCCACUGUGCUCGGCCUGUCCUACCUCCAGGGCGGCGGGAGCGGCGGGGGCGCGGCGGCGGGGACCCACGCGGGCGGCGGCUCGGGCGCGGUUCCGUCGGGCACCGGGCCCGGGACCCAGCAGGGCAGCCCGGGCUGGAGCCAGGCGGGCGCCGAGGGGGCCGCUUACACCCCGCCGCCGGUGUCUCCGCGCUUCUCCUUCCCGGGCACCACGGGUUCCCUGGCUGCCGCCGCUGCCGCUGCCGCCGCCGCCGCCCGGGAAGCCGCAGGCUACGGCGGGGGUGGCGCGGCGGCGGGCGCAGGCCUGGCAGGCCGCGAGCAGUACGGGCGUGCGGGCUUCGCAGGCUCCUACGCCAGCCCCUAUCCCGCCUAUGUGGCCGACGUGGGCGCAUCCUGGGCCGCCGCCUCCGCGGGCCCCUUCGACGGCCCGGUCCUGCAUAGCCUGCCCGGCCGGGCCACCCCCGCUGCGCGACACCCCAGUCUCGUAGAUAUGUUUGAUGACUUCUCAGAAGGCAGAGAGUGUGUCAACUGUGGGGCCAUGUCCACCCCGCUGUGGCGGCGGGAUGGGACGGGACAUUACCUGUGCAACGCCUGCGGCCUCUACCACAAGAUGAACGGCAUCAACAGACCCCUGAUCAAGCCCCAACGCCGGCUGUCCGCCUCCCGCCGAGUGGGCCUGUCCUGUGCCAACUGCCAGACAACCACCACCACGCUGUGGCGCCGCAACGCCGAGGGUGAGCCCGUGUGCAAUGCCUGUGGCCUCUACAUGAAACUCCACGGCGUCCCCAGGCCUCUUGCGAUGCGGAAAGAAGGGAUUCAAACCAGAAAACGGAAGCCCAAGAACCUUAAUAAAGCUAAGACACCAACAGGUCCUCCGGGCAGUGAGAGCCUCCCUCCCACCAGCAGCGCUUCCAGCACCUCCAGCAAUGCCACCAGCAACAGCAGCGAAGAGAUGCGCCCCAUCAAGACAGAGCCCGGGCUGUCAUCCCACUACGGCCACAGCAGCUCCAUGUCACAGACGUUCUCUGUCAGCACCGUGUCUGGCCACGGGCCCUCCGUCCACCCGGUGCUCUCGGCCCUGAAGCUCUCCCCUCAAGGCUACGUGUCUCCUGUCAGCCAGUCGCCACAGGCCAGCUCCAAGCAGGACUCUUGGAACAGUCUGGUCUUGGCUGACAGUCAUGGGGACAUAAUCACCGCGUAA